UCCAGGAAGCUGAAACCAGUUCAUCAAGUUAAUACGUAGAGACAUACAGAACCGAAAGAAAAUGUUUAAAGGUUAAUCAUUUUUAUAUAAAAAAAGAAAGAAUUUAAAACAUUACAAACUGAGAAAAAGAAUGAGAGUGAGGAAAAGAGUCAAGAGAGAAAGAAGACACUGAAGCGAACAAGAACUUCAAACUGUGACACAUAAUGGAGGCAGGAGAGGACUCUGAUUAUCAUGAAAAUUAUACAGCUCAGCCAGAAAUAAAGGCCAUUAUAAUAGGCAGUAACGCAGAGUACAAGUGCACUGCAGCUAAUACUAUUCUUAGUAAUAAUUACUGGAAAGUGGGUAAAGAGAUAGUCAAGAGUGAAAAGAAGCAGAGGACAGUUCAGAACAGGUCUGUCACUUUGGUAAUGACACCAGGAUGGUGGAGGAGCUUCACACUGGCAGAGAGUGCAAAGUAUAUACAAAUGGAGAUUGCGCACAGUUUAAAACUGUGUCCUGAUCCACAUGCAUUCCUUCUAGUCAUCAAUCUACACAAACCAUUCAUAGACAUGCACCUUAAAAGUGUGGUGGAGCACAUGGAGAUUUUUGGUGAGCAGAUCUGGAACCACACCAUCGUUCUGGUCAUGUAUGACAACAAAGAGCAGAGAAAUGCAGAUAGCAAGCAGUUAAUUGAGAGAGCAGGGAACGAGCUUGAUAUUGUAAUAAAGAAAUCUGGGAACAGAGUUCAUGUCUUCAAUUAUACUGAGAGCAAAGGGAUAAAUGUGGAAAAACUGUUUCAUGAGAUAGAGAGACUGGUAGCUGAGCAUCAAGGCCAGUGCUUUAAAAUUGACAGCAAACUUUUUGAAGAUAUGGAGGAAAAGAGAAGAAAUGUGAAGAAACAAGCAAAGGAGAGAGAAAAUGAAGUAAAAACAAAGAUGCAAACCUUGAAAGAAUGUCUAACAGACAGAAGUUGUGGUUUUCCAGAAUUAAGGAUUGUCUUGAUGGGUGGCAGAUUUGUUGGGAAGACCUCAGUGAUGAACACCAUUCUGAAAAUCAAACAAGAGUUUAGCAACUCUAAAAAGUCUUUGAUGAGAGAGGGAGAGGUCAACAAGAGAAUAGUCAUUUUAAUCGACACACCUGGAUGGUGGCCGUACGCGUCUGUAAAGGAGACUUCAGAGUCAGUCAAGCAGGAGAUCAUGUCAAGUGUUAGUAUGUGUUCACCAGGACCUCAUGCAGUUUUGCUGGUUCUGCAGUCUGGUGUUGCCUUUACUGAAGCACAGAGGAGGUCUGUCAAGGAGCACAUGGAGCUCCUAGGUCGAAAUGUCUGGAAGUACUGUAUAGUGGUGUUCACCAGGGGCGAAUGGAUGGGGACUCCCACUACUGAAGAACACAUUGAAAGUGAAGGAGAGGCCCUGCAGUGGUUGAUCAAUAAAUGUGAAAACAGGUAUCAUGUACUGAACUACAUGGAGCAGGGGGAUAGAGAACAGGUCAGAGAGUUGAUGGAGAAAGUGGAGAUAAUGGCCAGAGAAAACACAGAUCUCCUGACACCAGUGGAAGCAGCGAUGGAGGAGACUGACAGCGGCUGGGGAUCAGACCAAGACAUGUUAGAGAGAGGAAGCUUUACUCUGGAGCGACCUGAAAGUAAGUAGCCUUACAAAUUCCUUUUAAAACAAUCAUUUGAUUACUGUUAGCCAGUGAAACAUGUUUACAAAGUUUUAUUAAUUAUCACAUUUCUCCCUAUAGUGGAUGAUGUAAAUGUCACAAAAUGGCUUGAAAAUGCAGAAAUUGUGUCAAACUACAGGACCUUAUCAGACGUUUCAAAAGAUAUUUCAGAGGAUUUCACAAUGAAUCAAGAUCACUGAUGGUUAAAAAAAUACAGAAAAAUAGGAAA
Molecule: messenger RNA, 1870 nt
Organism: Carassius carassius (crucian carp)
Lineage: Eukaryota; Metazoa; Chordata; Actinopteri; Cypriniformes; Cyprinidae
Exons: 3
Coding region: 204-1628 (474 amino acids)
Molecular function (GO): GTP binding
Source: RefSeq, a predicted model, not a curated record